This is a messenger RNA of Zea mays, 1608 nucleotides long. RefSeq names its product protein trpH. Lineage: Eukaryota; Viridiplantae; Streptophyta; Magnoliopsida; Poales; Poaceae. The record is from RefSeq and is marked validated. Gene Ontology annotation, molecular function: 5'-3' RNA exonuclease activity; 5'-3' DNA exonuclease activity. The coding region runs from base 69 to 1319 and encodes 416 amino acids. The transcript is spliced from 5 exons.
UAACCUCCGUCGCGGCGCGGCCGAACCGGCGAAGGCGCCCUCCUCUCGUUUCCUCCCGAAACCCCGGCAUGGGAAACAAGAAGUCGAAGCGGAGCAGGAGCAAGAAGAACAAAACCAACGCCGACCAGGCCCUGGCCCUAGACUACGUCCGCGCCUGGGUGCUCCCCGUGCCGCCACCCCUGAAGCCCUCGGCGGCCGACGUCGACGAUUUCCUGCCGGUCCAGGCUACACGCCGGGGCGAUGUGCUGUUUGAGCUCCACUCCCACUCAAACCACAGCGACGGGUUCCUCUCCCCUUCCGCACUCGUCGAGCGCGCCCAUCGCAACGGGGUGAAAGUUCUUGCCCUAACAGAUCAUGACACCAUGGCUGGCAUACCAGAAGCUGUGUCAGCGGCCUCCAAGUUUGGCAUGAGAAUAAUUCCUGGAGUUGAAAUCAGUGCGCUAUAUAAUCCAAGGGAAGUUGCUGGUGCGGGUGAGACUGUUCAUAUCCUUGCAUACUAUGGUAUGUGUGGUCCGUCGAGGUGUGAUGAGUUGGACGGCAUGCUAUUGAACAUUAGAGAUGGGCGAUACUUACGUGCAAAGAACAUGCUGGAAAAGCUAACUACACUGAAGGUGCCAAUAAAGUGGGAGCAUGUGAAUAAAAUUGCUGGUGACGGAGUGGCACCUGGCCGGUUGCAUAUAGCUAGGGCUCUGGUUGAAAUGGGUUAUGUAGAGAAUUUAAGACAAGCAUUCAACAAAUACCUAGGCGAUGAUGGCCCUGCAUAUGCCAGAGGAAGUGAACCAUUUGCUGAGACUGUUGUGCAGUUAAUUAGUCGCACUGGGGGUUUUUCUGCACUUGCUCAUCCUUGGUCAUUGAAGAACCCAGAUGCAAUAAUCAGGUCUUUAAAAGGUGCUGGUCUUAACGGUAUGGAGGUCUACAGAAGUGAUGGAGAAGUUAAUGGAUUUAGCGAACUGGCUGAGAAGUAUGGACUUCUGAAACUUGGAGGUUCAGAUUUUCAUGGAAGAGGUGGAAAAGAUGAAUCUGAUGUUGGAACAGUUAAGCUCGCUAUUACAACUUUGUGCUGUUUUUUGAAGAUGGCUAGGUCUAUCUGGUCUUCUGCUAUGAAAGACAUCCUGCUUAAGUUUGCAGAGGAACCGUCUGCUGCAAAUCUAGGAAACAUGCUCAAGUUUGGACGUCUUACCAAAUUUGCUGGUUUUUCUCCAAUAAACAAUGGUAUUCAUGUUGUUGAUUUCUGCUUAUCUUCUUGGUCAAGCAAUGAUGAUAUCGAAGAUGUUGAGCUUGAAGAGGUAAGAUUGAAGCUUGCUCAUUAUGCAGAAUAAAGAUAACCUCAACUACAUGGUCAUCUUGAGCAAUGUUUUCACACUUGUUCAAAUUACAGUAUGUGCUGUUGCAAUGUUCACUUCUUUUGCGGCCCAGUAUAACUAAUGUUGAAAUUAGAUAUGCUCAAUCUGGCAGCUUUGACAUUUUAUUCAAGAACAUAUAUUUCUCUACUAUGAUAACUGAAAUGGCGUGCAUAGAAUCAGAGCACAUCAGCAUAUUAAUAUACCGUUUCUUAUAGUGAGGAAUCAUCAUCUGUCUACAAGCUUAUGAAUGAAUCGUGUGUCUCCU